Molecule: messenger RNA, 927 nt
Organism: Cuscuta campestris
Lineage: Eukaryota; Viridiplantae; Streptophyta; Magnoliopsida; Solanales; Convolvulaceae
Source: the annotation of a GenBank genome assembly
UGUUUUUUCUUUCUUUCAUUUGACUAAAUCACUCAUUACACAAAUGGCGGCAACGAGCUUAAUUAGUUACUGCCCUAAUUGGGAACCCACUCACGACAACAUCAACAUCAACAACAUCUUCCUUGACUUCUCCGAAACCCCCGACGACGCCGCCGCCCCUGUUUUCCUCCCCGACCAGCCGCAUCCCUUGGACACUUACCAUCACCACCAGCAGCUGGAACCUCCCGCCGCCGCCUCCGAGCUCCUUCUCGGCGGCUUCAACAGCGACUGCGACUUCCUCCUACUCCCGGAGUCGUCUCCUCCCUUUGACACUCUUUUCGACUCCUCCUCCUCCGGCGGCGGCGACUUUUUCUCCGUCCCGCCGCAGGAGCUCGAGCCCCACCCAAAACGCCAGAAGCUCCACCACGACUGCGGCGGCAUUACCCAGAACGCCUUCGGCGUCUUCAUCCCAAACCCUCCUCUGCUUCGAGAGUUCGAGCCGCCGCCUCCGCCGGAGCUCCCGCCGUUUCCGGCGCACGGCGGCUUGGAGGAGGCGGAGAGGAAGAGGGAGGGCCCCGCGGGGAAGACGCUGUCGCCGCAGAGCAUCGCGGCGAGGGAGAGGAGGAGGAGGAUAACGGAGAAGACGCACGAGUUGGGAAAGCUGAUUCCCGGCGGCCAGAAGAUGAACACCGCCGAGAUGUUUCAGGCGGCUUACAACUACAUCAAGUUCAUGCAAGCCCAAGUUUCUGUGCUUCAGUCUUGCAUGUCGCUGUCGCAGGUUAGCAAUUAUUGUUUGUUUAUUAAUUUUCAUUAAUUAACGAAUUCAUUAGGCUUAUGUUAAUGAUCAUGUUAUACAUGAUUAUCAUCGCAAGAGUACAGUGCUCUUUGCUUGGCAGUUACAUUAUGAUUAUUAUUAACGUUUUAGCAGAACAAAAUUUACACCAUUUA